Messenger RNA from Ceutorhynchus assimilis (cabbage seed weevil), 3376 nucleotides. The record is from the annotation of a GenBank genome assembly. NCBI's taxonomy places the organism in Eukaryota, Metazoa, Arthropoda, Insecta, Coleoptera, Curculionidae.
AAACAAAGAUGUUAUAUUCUAUUUUUGAAGGAUAAAAAUUAAAUCUUCAGUUAAUUUAACACUUGAAUAGAUGUAAAUAAUUAGUUUCUUGGAUAAAAUUUAACUAAAGGAUAAACUGACUGUUAAAUAGCAAGUCUAUAUUUAUUAUUUUUGAAGCACUUCUUGACUUAAAGGGUAAGCAAAAGAUUCUAUUAGUAAAUAACAACUUACCUAUUUUUCUUACAAAUGUUAUUUGAUUUUUGAUAACCCUUUAUUUAAUAUUUUUCAAUCGCAUUUUGUUAUCAUUCAUUAUAUAAAUAAAUAAGUAUAUAACAAAUGAGAAAUACAAAAUAAUAUAAAUUUUUAAAAAUGUAUAAUUGGUUGCCUACCAAACGAUGACCCACUUACUCUGCCAUGUUGUCAAAAUCAAAAAAAGGGCCCGAUUUUCGCCCUUAUGUUCACUUGCAAUAAGAUCAUCUUUCAAAGUGUGUUGUUAUUGAUUUCAAUCAAAGGGCCAAAGGGGUGGAUUAUCAAAGAUUCAAUAUACAUAAGAACUAUGUUAGCUGGAAAUUGUUGCUAAAAGGUUCUUAUGAUGUCAGCUGCUGGGACCCCGUCUACAGAUCCUUGGGUCAUAGUGGCUCGAGAAAGGGCCCGUUACGAAGAACAGUUCAAGUCCCUCAAACCUAAUAAUGGGAUUAUUACUGGGGAUCAGGCUAAAGGGUUCUUUUUCCAGAGCCAGUUACCACCUCUGGUUUUGGCACAGAUAUGGGCCCUAGCCGACACCGACGCAGACGGAAGAAUGGACGUCAACGAGUUCUCAAUCGCCUGCAAACUGAUCAACCUAAAACUGAGAGGCUUCGAAAUACCCAAAGGCCUCCCGCCUUCUUUGCUGGCCUCUUUAAAAAUCCACUCUGCCUCUACACCUCCAGCUAUACCACCUCUACCAAUCAACCAUCAACCUCCUGCUAGACCUGAACCACCCAAGGUUGCUCCAAUAACAUCUCUACCACCAAAACCAGCCUUCACAACCCCCACUCAACCAGUACGACCGAUACAACCAAUCCAACAACCGCUAUUGCCAGGCUUGGUACAGCCCCCCACUGGAAUAGUACAGCCUGUCAACAUGAUGGGAGUGGCAGUAUCCAGUGCUGGACCCAUAAUACCUACAAAUGUGGUCCCACCAAUGCCUACUAAUUUACCAUCUGACAUGCCAUCGUUGAUUGCAAGCCACAUAGGAGCUCCAGUAUCACCUGUAGGUUCAGCUGGAUCAAUUGAUUCCGAAUGGGCCAUCCCUCAACAAACCAAGUUGAAAUAUACUCAAAUGUUUAAUACAAUGGAUAGAACUAGGAAUGGGUAUUUGUCUGGAGCUCAAGCUAGGAAUGUUAUGGUGCAAACUAAGUUGGCCCAAGGGAUUUUAGCUAAAGUUUGGGCUCUUUCGGAUAUGGAUUCGGAUGGUCGGCUGGGGUGUGAGGAGUUUGUAUUGGCAAUGCAUUUGUGUGAAACUAUUGCGGCAGGUGCGCCCCUGCCUGUUAAGUUGGCACCUGAAUUGAUUCCGCCUUCGUUUAGAAGGACUGCUAGGACAGCUUCGAUUUCUAGUCAAGGCAGUGCCGUGCCUGUUGAUCAAGAUCCAGCUUCAACUUUGCUUCAAUCUUCAUUUGAAGAUAAACGCAAAGAAAACUACGAAAAAGGCCAAGCCGAACUGGAACGACGCAGGAAAACACUCAUGGACCAACAAAGAAAAGAGCGCGAAGAAAUCGAAAGAAAAGAGCGAGAAGAACAAGACCGUAAAGAAAAAGCUAGACAAGAAGCUGAAAGAAAACGCCUUGAAGAGUUGGAAAAACUAAUGCGCGACCAACAAGAAAAGGAAAAACUUAUGGAAGAAGAACGCAAAAGACAAGCGGAGCAACGCGAAGCCGCCCGGCGAGAAAUGGAAAGACAGCGCCAACUAGAAUGGGAAAAACAACGCUUGCAAGAACUCCAACAACAAAGACACCGCGAACAAGAAACCGUACUAAAACUAAAAGCCAAAAACCAAAGCUUAACAAUCGAACUUUCAACCUUAAACGAUCAAGUCAAAGACUUGUCUCAAAAAAUUUGCGAUACCAGAAUAGGAGUUUCCAACGUAAAAUCAACCAUCGACGGUAUGCGCAGUACUAGGGAUGUUCAAAUGCAAGAAAUGUCUCAAUUGAAGGCAAAAUUAAAAGACCAAAACGCCAAAUUGUUGGCUCUAAGUCAAGAGAAAAUCAAACUUGAAGCUAAAAAUAAAAUCAACACUCAUCAAGAUUCAGCUGAGCAAUCAAAGGCCUUCGAAAACAAAGAAAUCACCAUUAAAAAUCUCAAAGAAAAAGUCUUGGACAUUCAAACCCAAAUCAAUUCAAAACUUUCAGACAUUGAAAAUAACAAUAGUCAAUUAAACGAGUUGAAAAGCCACAUGACUUUGCUGAUUUCCAAUUGUGAAGGCCUGUAUACAAGAUACGAAGAAAAACGUAAUAAGGUUUUGGAAAUGAAAAACAAACCAGUUGAUGCCUGGAAAUCAAAUGAGGCAUGGGGUGACGAUAAUAAUUGGAACAAUACUGUUCCGGCUGAUAUUGAAAAUAUACCCGGAGUACAUAAAUAUAGAGCAAUUUAUGAAUUCAGUGCAAGAAAUAAUGAUGAGAUUUCUUUUCAACCUGGAGAUAUUAUACAUGUACCAGAACAGCAAACAGGAGAACCUGGUUGGUUGGCGGGAGAAAUUGGAGGACACACUGGAUGGUUCCCCGAGUCUUAUGUGGAACCAGUUGAUGGUGUUGGUAUAAAAGGUGCUACUGUGGAAGUGCAAGAAGUUGAACCAAUAAAAUUAGAGGCAGCAAAUGAAGUUCAAGAGAGUUUGGUGGUUGCCGCUGUUGUACCAGAACCUUUAGAUUCAGGUAAAUUUGUUUGGAAGUUGGAUGUUUCGCCCAAUUUACCAAUGGAAGAUGACUCGGCCGAAUACUACAUAGCAAACUACCCCUAUCAAUCGCAAGAGCCUGGAGAUUUAACAUUUAACGCCGGAGAUAUGAUUGCUGUAAUCAAAAAAGACGGUGAUUGGUGGACUGGAAAGCUAAAUGACAUUUCUGGAAUUUUCCCUAGCAAUUAUGUGCAAAAAGUAGAUAGUGCCGCUAAUGUAAUCACUCAAGCUCCAGUAGAAAAUUCUGGAGUCAGUGCCGCAGCUAUAACAUCAGCAUUGGAAAGCUACAAUCAAAUAGACAACGAAGUCUCAUUGAUAAACGAAAAUAAAUUUAUGGAAAAAUUCGAUGCAGCUUCUAUGGCUUCUAAUGCUCAAGACAGUGGAUUAGGGCCAGUAUUUCAAUGUCUCCUUGAGGUACAAGAUAACGAUAAGUUAUCCCUAAUACAACACUGUAUAUUAAAGUUUCCUUAA